Gongylonema pulchrum is the source of this 465-nucleotide messenger RNA. Lineage: Eukaryota; Metazoa; Nematoda; Chromadorea; Rhabditida; Gongylonematidae. The record is from the annotation of a GenBank genome assembly.
AUGAUGGAGUACGAUGAACUGAAAGCGGAGGUAUCGCGUUUGACCAAUGCGCUUGAAGAAGCCUCUGCCGAUAAAAUCAAGGCAGCACAAUACGGGUUACAAGUUCUGGAUGAGAAGCAACAGUUGGAAGUGAAGUUUUCGCUGCUGCAGGCGCAGUAUGAUACAGCAAAGGCUGAAGCUGAAGCAACAAAGAAGGCACUGGCACAAUUCCAGUCACAGCAAAAAUCGGUUGCGAAGUCGGACAUUGAUCAUGAAGAAAGCUUGCUGGAGGAAUCCAUGAACCGAGAGCAGGAGUAUCUCUCGAAAAUUGCGGUCCUGGAAAUUGAUCUGAAAAAUUCCCAAAAUGUAAAAAUUUUUUCUUUUUCUAAUAAUGAGCUUUAUGUUUAUAUAUCAACUGGGCUAAUGAACGAGCAAGAAAUGGAGGUACUAUGCGUAGUUACGAUUCCAGAGGCAUCAGAGCACUGA